UAAGUCUGCUGGGGUGGUCUGGUUUGAGAACGAGAGAAAGGAGGGUUGUGGUUUUACUUGUGUGUGUGUGUUUGUGUUUGUAGGGGGCAUUGAUAUAUAUUUAGACCUUACAGGAAGAAGCACCUUCUUCACUCUGCUCAUGACAGAUGUAGAAGUUGAGAGAGAGGAAUGUCAGAGAGGAAGUGAAGUGAAAGAGGACAGGAGUGGAGUGGAGUGGAGGACAGAGGAGUGAUCAUCACAUCAUUACGAGCGACUGUGAAUGGAUUCUAUCCAAGCUGAUGGAGUAGCCUGAGAUCAUCCAGUUCACAGAGGAGGUCAGUGUGACCAGGAGAUUUCAUCAAAAAUACCAGAGCAGGAUUUUGGUUAUUCUGCUUCCAGAGAUUGUGUUGAUCAAACUUCAGCUCUCCAGAAAGGAUCAGAACCUCCAGUGAACUUUCAUGGCAAACCAUUUCCUCUAGACACAAUGGAGACGGACAGACAGAUGACAGACACCAACUACUCCAGCUCCCCCACUCCUACUCCCCCUCCCCUCUUCCACUGCGACUACAGCGACUGGUCUCCCUCCUUCUCCAUCAUCCCGUCUGUCUACCUGCUGGCCUUCCUGGUCGGUUGCCUCGGCAACAGCAUGGUGCUCUGGGCCUACCUGGACCGAGCUGAGGGGAGGAGACCGAGGGACAAAAAGCAGACUGGAGCUGGACAGUUCUGUUGCAGUAAUCUUCUCAGAACCAGUCAGCAGACUAUGAACAGUGCUUCCAGAGAUCAAACGAGGAAAGCAAACUGUGGAUUUUCCUCGGGACAAAGCUGCAGACCCUCCUCCCAUUCCUCCACCUCCUCGUAUCCUCCCUCCAUCCCUCGUCCCUCUCGCUCCCUGACAGACUCUCUGAUAGCCAGUUUAGCGUUAGCUGACCUCUGCUUUCUGGUGACUCUCCCUCUCUGGGCCGUCUACACAGCAAUGGGCUACCACUGGCCUUUCGGGCAACCCCUCUGCCAGAUCAGCAGCUUCCUCACUGCCCUCAACAUGUAUGCCAGCGUGUUCAGCCUGAGCAUGCUCAGUGUGGAGCGGUACUGGGUUCUGACUGGACGCCGGCACUCCAGCCACCAUGUGCCACAGAGUUGCCCCAGCAGGGCUGUGUGGAUUCUUGGAGGGGUGUGGGUAAUGGCGGGCGUACUGGCUCUUCCUGGUUUGCUGCUGCGCUCUGUCCGGGAGGUGGAGCUCGACCCUGAAUCUGAAGGUGAUUGGCAUCUGGAACCUGCUGAUUCCACAUCCGCCUUCCUUUCCUGCCAGAUGGAUUACUCCAUGCUGAUAGGAAAAGAGGUGGAGGAGGUGGAAAAGGAGAGGGCAGAGAUGUGGUGGUCUGCCGCCUUGAGUCUCAAAUCCACUCUGAUUGGCUUCCUGCUUCCUCUUGUCAUCUUACUGGUCUGCUACUGCUCACUGGCCCAGCUGCUCAACAGACAUUUCGGACGGGGUCCUCGUCCUGACCGCAGGCGCCAACGCAGGCUCCUCAGAGUCAUUGUCACUUUAGUGAUGGCGUUCUUCCUGUGCUGGCUGCCUCUGCAUGUUAAUAAAACUGUGUCCCUGCUGCUGGAGUUUGGGUUUGUCCCAUACUCCUGCUCUUUAGACCAGAUUUUACUGGCUGCUCACCCAUACGUCACCUGUUUAGCUUACCUCAACUCCUGCCUGAACCCCCUCCUCUACGCCGCCUGCGACCCAUCAUUUCGGAAGAGAUGCAGAGGAGCUUUUGUCAUGUUGUGCAGGACGAACAGAAGAGGAGUAAAUGGAAGGGAGGCAAGCAAGGAUGAAGAAGAGGAAGAGAAAGAGGAAAGGAGCUCGUCUUAUCCCACAAGGACACAGGAGGAGACAGCAGAUAGGACAGAGGAUGCAGAGGAGUAGAGGGUGGGGGAUGUGGCUGAAGAGUAACGGGCCACAUUAGCGCAACAUGAAAGAUGGAAAGCAUUCACAUCUAAUGUUUCUUCCAGGAAACAUGACAUGAAGUUAUUUUGUUUGUUGAUCAAAAAGCAGUAUAGAAAUGUAUAUAAUAUUUUCAGCAGAAUUUAAAGGUCCAAUAUAGUGGCUCCUUUCAGCAAACUAAUUCCAGUGUCACAUGUGCCCACAGUGUAUUUCAGUUUUUCAGCUCAAAAUACUGCAACGAUAUUUUAUUAUACCAUGACUG
Stegastes partitus (bicolor damselfish) is the source of this 2171-nucleotide messenger RNA. It is a transcript of the gene aplnr2, whose product is annotated as apelin receptor 2. Lineage: Eukaryota; Metazoa; Chordata; Actinopteri; Pomacentridae. The transcript is spliced from 2 exons. Gene Ontology annotation, molecular function: C-C chemokine binding; C-C chemokine receptor activity. Gene Ontology annotation, biological process: immune response; G protein-coupled receptor signaling pathway; neutrophil chemotaxis. The record is from RefSeq and is a predicted model, not a curated record. The coding region runs from base 464 to 1891 and encodes 475 amino acids. Gene Ontology annotation, cellular component: membrane; external side of plasma membrane.